Messenger RNA from Polyodon spathula (Mississippi paddlefish), 5795 nucleotides. Its product is annotated as transcription factor SOX-12-like. The record is from RefSeq and is a predicted model, not a curated record. Bases 339 to 1436 code for a protein of 365 amino acids. The transcript has 2 exons. Lineage: Eukaryota; Metazoa; Chordata; Actinopteri; Acipenseriformes; Polyodontidae. Gene Ontology annotation, biological process: regulation of DNA-templated transcription; cell differentiation; anatomical structure morphogenesis. Gene Ontology annotation, molecular function: DNA-binding transcription factor activity, RNA polymerase II-specific; RNA polymerase II cis-regulatory region sequence-specific DNA binding.
GACGGCAGGCAGAGAGAGAGGCAGGGCUGACACACACAGACACAGAGACUGGGGCAGCAGGACUAAGGCAGGCACAGACACUGGGCCAUUUACAUUUACUCUCCAUGCCAGACAACAGUACUUCAGCAUCCCCAGUGGAUUUCCUGAUGCAGUAAACACAUGCUGGUUCACUGGGGAGAGCACGGACUACCAGAAAGGAGCAUGUUAUAAAGACAAGUUCCCCAACCCUGCUGAGCCACUGGGGCAGCUUUCUAAUAUGAGAAGAGAUGGGAGGGAGAGAGGACACUAGCACGGAUACCCCCUGCUUUGUCUUGCUGAGUAGAGACUAGCUGUGCACCAUGGUUCAGCAAAGAAGACAGAAAUACCCAACCAUGAUGGAAAGAGAUUUUAUCCAGGACGCCUGUGCAGGGCUGGGCAGUGAGGAGGGGGAUGAUGUUUUCGGAAACGUUCCUCCCAAUAAAGACCCCAAUUGGUGCAAAACCCCCAGUGGCCACAUCAAGAGACCCAUGAACACCUUCAUGGUGUGGUCGCAGAUCGAGAGACGGAAGAUCAUGGAGCAGUGGCCAGACAUGCACAACGCAGAGAUCUCCAAACGGCUGGGCAAGAGGUGGAAGCAGCUCCCGGACUAUGAGAAGAUUCCCUUUAUCAAGGAGGCGGAGAGGCUGAGGCUGAAGCACAUGGCUGACUACCCUGACUACAAAUACCGACCCAGGAAAAAGAGCAAGUCUUCCGGACCCUCCAAGACCAAUGAGAAGAUGCCCUUGAAGGGCAAGCCGUACCCAAGUCGAGCGAACACUGGCAAGGUGCUGAAAAUCAAAACUACUGCUGCCAAACACAAAUCCAGCAACCCCCUUGGCAAUAACAAGUACAAGAGCUUCGACAUGGAUACAAGCCAGGACGACACUUUGGAUGUUCAGCUGCAGAGCCCCGCUGGGCUCAAUGACAAUCAGGACACCCUGACCCCGGCGCUCCACUCCUAUCACCAGCAGAUCAGCCAGCCAGCACUAGACAAGGCAGCACCUGCGCAGCCUCAUCUUCCUGUUUCUCCGCCCGUCACCCUUGUCCCCUCGUCAUCAGAUGCCAGAGCAGUGAAGUACACAGGUCAGACCUCUCCUGACCCCGAGCUGAUGGAGCACAGGCAGUCAGUGUCCGGCAGGUCCUCCACACCGAACUCCACCAGCUCAGCCUCCUCUCGUGCCGCGUCACCUGCUUCUUCGGAUAAGGAGCUAGAGGAGGAGAUCCUGCAUAUCAUUUCUAACACAGGCAUCAGCAGCACGCCCCCAGAGUGCUCUUCCUUGGACAAGGAUUUCGACGUAUUCCACGUAAACUCAGGAUCCCACUUUGACUUUCCAGACUACUGCACUCCAGAGGUGAACGAGAUGAUAUCCGGGGACAUGUUAGGACCCAGUAUCUCUGACUUGGUGUUCACUUACUGAACCUUACCUGCCUACAUAGCGACAGGCUGUUGCGCUCUGGUACAGUACGCUAUUUCCUCAAUGAGUCCCGUAAGUGCUAUUGAUUACAUGACACAAGUUGCCAGCUUUUAUUAUGACAACACGGGCUUCUGAAAAAAAUAAGUCAUUGAAGACAAGUAAAGAUAAGGAAAAUGUAUUUCCAGGUCAAGCUUUGUGUGAACCGUACACAGUGAUAUAAAGGGGAAUUGAAUCCAUAGUUACAGUGAACUCAAUUUGAAGCCUGGUUUCUUUUUAACAUACACAUGCGUUGCUGUUUUGGUGUAAGUACAUGCAUGUAUAGCAUAUGCUCUGUGCUCUUAAAGGGAAAACCAUUCCCCAUGCUCUUAAAGAAAACAUUUGCUGAUAUCGUCACAAACAUUCAGUGGAGUGCGUCUCAAGGAUGAACAGCAGUGAACCAGCAUUUUAAUAAAAGGGCGUUGGGAUUAGGGUUACUCUCUUCAGACAGAAUGCUAAAUUCAAAUACAACUGAGGAAGGAGGGGAGCUCUCCUAUUUUCAAGUUUGCAAAGCUGAUAAAAUAAAAAUGCAGGGUAACACUUAAGCAAUGAUAAUACAUCUAUAAACAUGUUUAAAAACAACCAGGGACUAAUAAUGAAAUCGAAAUACUGUGUUACACCCACCUAACAAAAGCAUUAUAACAAACGCUGGUUUUGCUUUGUAGUCUGACAAAAGCUUUGCAGAAAGGGAAGUGAUUACAUUCAAAUCGUUCUAAACGGCCGUCUGCCUGUUAAUGUGACCGUCAUAAACCUUUAUCAAGCUGUUUAGAGAUGCGUGUCGCUCUAUCCUUAAACCAAAGUGUGUCCGGGCGACCACAGCCGUCAGUUUGGACUCUCCGCGGUUCUGUCAGAAUAGUCUGCGAGUCCAGUUAAGCAGAGCGAGAGAGGGACGCCGCCUUUGUGCACAGAGCCUGCCGUCCACACUCCCUGUCUGUCUCCUGAGAGACGCUGCUAAAAUGCAUGUCUACAGUCUAGCUUCAGUUGCAUGCUCAUCUGUGAAUGGAGAGAAAUCUGCAGGCUGCCAGCUGUUCCCAUUGACUCCGUCUCGCUGGCUGAGGAAUCAAUCUCCUGGGUCCUAGUGCCCUAUUGAUAACAUUCCGUCUGGUGGAUGGCAAUGGUGAUGCGAAGAGGGCAGCUGCUCUCUUCAGUGCACACAAGGAAACGGGACCGGUUUUCUCGAAUAUACAAAUCUGUAUAUCUGUAAUAUCUUUUUUUCGCUGCAGCUGCCAGUAUAAAAAAUCAAGCUUGAGGACUAAACAAUUACAAAACUGAAGCUCUACUGAGCAUGUGCAUCAAGGAAUAGUGCUGCAUGUGGAUUUUAGAUAGAAGAGACUAGACUAGCCAAUGCUGCAUACAAUUAUUAUUAUUAUUAUUAUUAUUAAUAUUAUUAUUAUUAUUAUUAUUAUUAUUAUUAUUAUUAUCAGCAUUUCCUAUUUUUAUUUAUUGCAGCAGCCAAAAUAAAGAUAACAAAUAACUACAUAGGAAAACAAAUCAGAAAGCUAUUACAAAACUAAUACAAAAAGCAAUUACUUUUUAAAAUGUAACUGAUUCUCACCUACAAUCAAAACACCUUUUUAGGAACGCAAUUUUGUGAAACCUUGCUGUUGGAAGCUGCUUCAGCCAGUGUGUGUCUUUACUACACUGUCAUUACAUGGUAACAACACAGUAAUUACACACGUGGCAGUGUAGCUACAAUGCAACAGCAUGCUUAUUACUGAAUGAAAACGUUGGACGCUUGCAGAAUGAUGAUUGUGUAUUUACAAUGCAAUUAAUAUGUUAACACAUUAUAGAUUCGUUACAAUGUAGUUGGAGAUACUUAAUGUGAAUUAUUGUGCAAACAAAUAAACGUACACAUAAUUGGACAAUAUUGGACAGAAUAAAUCAUGCAUAAGGUGGAUGCCCUGUAAAGAAUCUAACAGGGCUGUUUGAUAGUAAUGCCCCUUCGCACUCUGCCAGUCCUGCAGUACACAGGAAUGCCCUGCAAUGCCUAAAGCCCCAUGAGUUCAAAACCAUAUGGCUUUCCUCUGACUAUCGAAAGUGCAACUCUCUUAACAAGUCAUGGUGGGGUGUAUCUCUUGUAUAACUUUCAGCAAUUUCAAAACUGCCCCCUUUGCUCUGGGUCCCUAAAGGAACUUUAUUCACCGAAUAGAAAAGAGCAGCACCAUUUCAUUAGCACGCCUAUUGACCUUUCAGAGAAACUCUUUGGGUCUCAGCAGGAAAACAAUAAUAUUCAAAGCCAUUGAUGAGGUGGCUCCUGCUUCAAAAAGUAACAAUGCUUUUAAAUCAGGAGACACUUAAUUCACAGAACAGACUGUCUUCAGCUUGAGAAGAGCCACCUGUGUAAUUCCGAGACGUACUGUAUUUUACAAACUACAACAAACAUAGAAGAAUUAUUAGUAUUACUGUACUUUCCAAAAACGAAAAGGAAUAUUUAAAUAAAUAGCCUCUUUGUGUAGUUUUGUUGUUGCGUCAAUCAGGGCAUAUCUUUGUUAAAUUUCUAAGUGUAGACAACUAGAGUCAUCGCUUGUAACAGCAAAUGACAGAUACUGGUAAAAUAUUCCAAUGCAAAGCGUCACCUAAAACAAUACUGUGCUGCAGUAAAGUGUCCAAAGCCUAUGCAAUGGGAAGCUCUAUUGUACAGCUCCUGAUAGAGGCCCUCAAUCACACUCCGCAGACGUGACAGACAGACAGAAGCUCACAGCUCUGUUAUCAAACCAAGCACCAGCAGUUUGCAACUACCAGACUCAGGACAACAUUAAUCAAGUCAUUGUGCAACCGCCUCCUCUUUUGUGUAAAACACACAGCUUGUUAGAUGAUGUGCUGUGGAUGUCUGUGUGUCCGAGGUGCAGAAUAUGAAACUAUUAACUCUGCUAGUGUUUCUCUCAAAAAAACCUUGAGAAAUGAAAACAUGAAGCUAGUGUACCGUCUGUGCAUCUCCUCAUAAAAAUAUACAUGAAAUGAACAGCAUCAAAAUAUGAAUGGAAUGAUAAACAAUAAGUGUCAGCACACCAUAUCAUCAAAGCGGUAAAUUUAUUUUCAAAUCACCCUAACUAAAAUACCACAGAUGUUUCUCAGACGGGCUAAAAUAAAUGAUUGUCAGUGUCAUAAAAUAAAAACUGCAUAUGAAUUAAAACCCCCAUCUGGUCGGCUCCUCCCACUUGCCCCCCUGUUUUGAUUAAUAGGGCGUCCGCAGAUGGAGACUCAAGCACAAGAGAAAUGUUGCUUUCAUGCGUAACACUUCAAGUGUGACACCUCAGAGACCGAGCCAUGCCCAGCACGUCUGGCAGAGCUUCUGAUCAUACUGUGAUUCAUCUGAAAACUAGACCUAGGCAAAGGCAAUGACAACAUCAAGUGAUGUUGUGUUGUAACCAAGUGCUGUUAUAUUUUAUCAUAAAGAGGAACACAAGAAAGCUGGAUCGCAUUACAGAUUAAAAACAGCCGAAAUCCAGCCACAGAUCCUGCGUGCAUUGUGCACAGGUUAGCAGCUAGUGCUUGAUGCAGGACUCUGUGUUGUUGCAGAGCAGCAUCUGUGUGUGUUUCUAUCAGCUGUCUUAACCCCAGUCUACUGAACCAAAGCAUCUGUUUCACUAUUCUGGGAAGAUGCUGCAUUAAAAAUCGAGUUGCUCACACAGAGCAGUCAGAAUGUAAUUACAGCAGCUGACAAAAUGUUGUUCCCAAACAAACCCCUGUCUUUAUAGGUACAGAGAAACUAUGCUGUAAGAGCAGGAAUUGUUUGUAAUAAUUAACCAUUACAAUGUAAUUACCUGGCUAUUCCUGCUCUCUGAUCUCAAGUGUUAGAGCCUAUUAUAGAUUGUGGAAUCAUUGUUCUCCGGAAGCAGAAAAUCUUGCAAGAUUUUUCUCCUCAGGAAAUUAUUUUUCCCUUUUCAAGUUCAAUCUCUGACAAUACCCCCAAUUUAGUGCCUGCAACAAACAGAAACAGGGAGGAACCAAACAACAGACCUCAUACAAUUGAAAUGUCACAAACACCAGACCUCAUACAGUCAUGGCUGUCUGACCUGCAACAUUCUGCACUGAGUGCUUAGCGCUAGCACGGUAUCUCUGGUAUAUUUUUGUAUCGCACACUUUUUGCAUUACAGCCAGUCAACCUGAUUGAAUCAUUCUGUGUGUGCAAGGCAGUGGAAGUGUGUUUCUAGAUUUCUUCUUUCUUUUUUUUGUAGCAGACACAUCUGUGUAGACAGCAGCUUUGUAAACAGGAAUAAAAAGCACUUUGUUUUGUGAAUAUGUAGAAGUGACAGUUGAACUACCCUGAUCAUUAUUGUUGUAGUACUUGAUAUAGUGGGACUCCAUCACUGAAUAAAACGUUCU